Biomphalaria glabrata is the source of this 2343-nucleotide messenger RNA. Its product is annotated as CD2 antigen cytoplasmic tail-binding protein 2-like. NCBI's taxonomy places the organism in Eukaryota, Metazoa, Mollusca, Gastropoda, Planorbidae. Gene Ontology annotation, molecular function: protein binding. The transcript has 7 exons. Bases 114 to 1199 code for a protein of 361 amino acids. Gene Ontology annotation, cellular component: U5 snRNP. The record is from RefSeq and is a predicted model, not a curated record.
AUAAUUAGUUUUUGUUCGUCUUACAUUUGCCGACAGCAAUAAAUUAGAAACUAGAGAUCUAGAUCUAGAUCUAGAUUUAGAGUGUUGUAAUCUAGAUUCUAAAGAAAGAUAAAAUGACUUCAUUGAGCGAGGAGACGAGUGACAAAUCAACACGCUUUAAAGAAAAGCAUUCACUUGACAGUGACGAGGAAGACAACGAAGUAAAGUAUGAUGUUUUAGCAGAAGAUGAUAUUGAAGGUCAAGAAGAGGCUACCAUUGAGUUUGAUGAAAAUAUUCAGAUCACUCCAUUUAAUAUGAGAGAAGAAUUGGAAGAAGGUCACUUUGACACAGAUGGUACAUAUAUCUUCAACAAAACUAAGGAAAUACAUGACAACUGGAUAGACAACAUUGACUGGGUCAAAGUUAAACACACAAAACCUGAAGAUGAAAAUAAGAAACGUCCAUUUGAGUACAGUGACAGCUCAGAUGAUGAGGAUGAAGAGAAAAAGACAUUAACAAAUAUUGAGACAUAUGAGGCAAUAUUAGGAAUUCUCAAAGAAGGGGAAACCGCAGCUCAAGCUAUCAGAAGAUUGGCUAAGAACAAAGCAAACAUUCCAUCAGCCAGUCAAAAGUGGAAGAACAAAAAGUCCAAGACAUCCAACCCUAGUGAAGAGGACCAAGCUGCCAUUGAUAAUGCAAUUAGUGAACAGAAAGAAAUGCUUCGUCUAACAGAGCUUUGUGAUCGUCUAGUGCAGCAGGGCUUGGUGGAAAUAUACGAAACACCAUAUGAAAGAAUAUCUUUUACCUUGAAACAAAUGAAAGAUAAAAAUAAAUCAUCUAGAUUGACAUUAGCAGAAACAAUGAAAGAUGAUGAUGCCUUAGACAUAUUUGCUGAUGAUUUUAAUUCAAAAGAGGCUGAGAAAAUAAAAGCUGAUGGUACUAAUGAUCUGAAAGAGUCCACAUCAUCUUUAACAUCAGAAGACACCAAUGAAAACCAAGGGAAAGAGGAAAACAAGGCACAAGAUGAAAAAGAAGGUGUGAUGUGGGAGUACAAGGUGGACAACUCUGAGGACUCUGAGCUCAAAGGUCCUUUUACCACAAGUCAGAUGAUCAUUUGGGCAGAAGAUGGCACUUUUGGCACUGGUGUCUUCUGUCGCAAGUACAAGACACAUGGACAAUUUUACAAUUCUUCUCGGUUGGACUUUGAAUUAUAUGAGUGAAUAAAAUGGAUCCUGUUUGGUGGAAUUAUGUGUUGGUUUCAACUUAUGAUGAUUAAAUGGAUGGAUUAUAAUUGUAUUGUCAGAAUCGAGUAACUUGGAUUGAAUACAUGUCAUUCUAUGAAAUAAAUUUUACAUUGAAAACUGGACAUGUAACAUGUAAAUAAAGAAUUCUUGGCUUGCUGAAAUAAACUAGGAUACUUCUUUUGAUGAACUUGUUUUAAUUAUGUUCACAGAUUGUGAGCAAUGUUCUUCAUCAUAAUGUCAAUGUUUGAAUUUAAUAUGUUCAUUGUAUAAUAAAUAGGAUGCCAAGUUUGAGAUAAUUGUUGUUCACAAUGUUAUAGUUUGUGAUUGGAUAAAAUGAUUUGAUUUUGAUAAGUUGUUUCCAAGAACAUUUUUUGAUUUAUUUAAGGAGUUACUUGUGAAAAUAAAAUAUGUCCCAUUCAUAGCUUAAUACAAAGGACUUCAACAAAAAAAGCAUCACCAGACCAGAUUUUUGUUUACUAAUUAAAGUUGGAAAAUCCAUAUUAGGUUUGACAUAGUGACAUACUGUGAAUAGUGUCCUUUAGUUUUCUUUCUUGUGUGAUGAGUGUUGAAUAAUUUAGUUAUUGAACGAAUGCUUUUUGUCAUUGAAUAUAUAUGAGUUUGUCAUCCAAAUGUUCUAUUUUCUCAAACUUUCUUGUUAUACUGACUGAUGCCAUAGUAUUGUUAUUGUUGCAGCCACUUCUCCUAAGUAACACAUUUGUUAUAUCCAGGUAUAUUGUUGACUAGAACUGUUUGUAUAAUGGUCAGCUUUAUAUCAGUGUACUAAAAUUUAUAAAGAUUUAUCUAGUUGACUUAAAAUGGUCAUUUUAACAAACUUUACAGGAAAUAUUUGCAGGCAGUGUUUUAUGUAUUUGGUGUUGUUUUUUUUUCAAUUGUAAGUUUUUGAUGCAAGUUUAUAAAAUCAUAUUUGGGAACAACACCCAUCCUCUACUAGCUUUCUUAUACUAAUAGUGAUACUAGAGGUAAAAUACAUGUCAUUAGUCUAGAAAGACCUAUUGCAAUACAUUUGUAGUUUAUGUCUUCUGUAUGUUAUGAUAAGUUCAUUAUGCCAUUGCGCUCUAUGUCUACACAAUGUGUUCAAAUAAAGUUUCUCAUUUCUAAA